Messenger RNA from Vigna unguiculata (cowpea), 7663 nucleotides. RefSeq lists its product as uncharacterized. Gene Ontology annotation, biological process: chromosomal 5-methylcytosine DNA demethylation pathway; base-excision repair. The record is from RefSeq and is a predicted model, not a curated record. Lineage: Eukaryota; Viridiplantae; Streptophyta; Magnoliopsida; Fabales; Fabaceae. Gene Ontology annotation, molecular function: 4 iron, 4 sulfur cluster binding; DNA N-glycosylase activity; DNA demethylase activity.
AAGAUAGAAAUGAAAUUAACCUAGUUCGGAAUGCACAUUCUUCCAUACAGAAUUGUGUGUUCUUUCUCUCUCUCCCUGCUCACUCUGUGAGAACUCACAAGUUAGAAGUGAGCCUAACCUACAUGAGAUAUCUAGAUCUCCAGCAUUGACUCUAUGUAACUAACUUUCCCAUCAAUUUGUCCUUUUAAUUUUGGUUUUGCUUUUGCUUUUGCCGAAUGGAAGAAGCGGUGGUCAUGCAGCAGAGCAGAAAGCGGAGAUUCCAAAGAGGAUAAUCACUAUUUUGGUUCUGCUUUCUGGUUUUCUAUAGUCUAUCGGUUUUGGAUUUUUUUUAAAUUAAUUGGACACAAAUAAAAUAUUCGAUCCCUUCUGCACUUACUGAGUACUCACAUGCUUCAUCACUAAGCGGUCAGUCGGUGAAAGGUUCAACCGUGGAGGUGCUCCUUCUGGUAAGGAAAAUAUCUUGAUUGAAUAAAGUUGUGACCUUUAUGGAGAAAUUGAGCUUCUGAGAGGACCCUGUGAUAGUCCCAGGAAGGAAUCUAAUUAUUUUCUUUUCCUUGACGUUUUUCAUUGAGGAUUGGAUAAGUGAAGUGAAUGGAGGUUGCGGAGAUGGAUGGAAAGGAGCCACAAGUUGAGGUUCCUUUGGUACCUGCCACCCCUAUUAAGCCUGUUCCUCUAAAACCAGUGCCGAUCUACACGCCUGGGGUGAUUAACCAAAUGGGUUAUCAUGCAAAUGGAGCUGUUGCAUGUUAUGAAUUUUCAAUUGGCCAGGAGAAAUUGUGUAGGUCGGAUGUUGGGUCAAACGUCGCCGAAGUUGGGUCAAACGUUGCCGGAGACAGUGGCAAUACUUGUGAACAUACAGCUUCGGAUGCUGCUUCCAGCUUCAGCAAACUCGGGUUUUGUGAUCAUUUGUUCGCAGUUGAGGCUGAAUCGAGGAACUCUAGUGUGACAAAAGGGUUUAAUGAAGGAUUGAACAAUUCAUUUGUUCCUUCUUUCAUCCUUGACAAUAUUCGAGACCCUCAGGAAACAUACAUUGCUUGCUGUAGCAACAGAAUUUCACAGGAUACCCCAUUUACACUUGACAAUGCCAACAAAGAAAGCGGACAAAUAGCAUCAAUGCAACAUAUGGAAGAAAAUGAUUCAGGAGGAAAAGAGAGAGAUGGCCCUACUAGUACGCUUGACAAUAAUGUACUGCCAAGCAGCAAAGAACUCUGUGACCCUAUCAUGGAAUUUGCUGCUAUUUCUUCACCAUUCAAGGAGAAUCAAAACCAGGAUAAGGGAAGCAAUCUUGAUACUGAUCUUAAUAAAACACCACAACCAAAACCAAGGAGAAGAAAGCACCGUCCCAAGGUCAUCAAAGAAGGCAAACCCAAAAGAACUCGGAAGCCUGUUACCCCAAAGCCCGUUCAAUCAAAAGGAAACCCAACUGUGAAGAGGAAAUAUGUGAGAAAGAAUGCAUUGACCAAGACUUCUAUUCCUCCAACGGAAGUGACUAGCGAAUUGACAAAAGAAAUGCCUGAAACUGCCAAAACAUCUUGUAGAAGGGUCAUAAAUUUUGACAUGGGAGCAAAAGAUGAAAGUUCUGCUGGCAUAGAAAACAUAACUGCACUAUUGGGAAAAGAAAAUGGUGUGAAUGUAGGCCUUGCAGAUGAUCUGAACACUUCUGUGAAGCAGGCGUCAAACAGUUACACAUCAAUACCAGAAGACACACAAGCCCAAAAUACAUUUCCUUCGGGAAGAAAAGGCUCAGGGACAAAGCCAGCUGCAAAGAGGAAGUAUGUGAGAAGGAAAGGAAUGAGCAUGACUUCUGCUCCUGCAGCAGAAAUGACGAACGAGAUGCCCCAGUCCACCCAAAUGUCAUGUACAGAGUUCAGAAAUUUUGAUGAAAGAACAAGAGAUCAAAGCUGUGAAGUCAAAGAGCAUGCAACAGUAUGUACGGGUAGUGAAAUUGGUGUAAUCAGGCGGGAAAUGAAUGCAGGCCUAGCAAACUAUUUAAACACUUCCAUUAUGCAGCCAUCAAACGAUUGCAUGUUUUUAGCAGACGACUCACGAGCCCUAAAUACAUCUUCAGGAAGAAAUAGCUCUGUGACAGGACUAGAGGAAAACUCAGCUGUUAAGAAGAAUACAAGGAAAAAGGUGAAUUCGACUUCUCCAACAGAAGUAGCUGGAGAAAUGAUUACAGAAAAUGUUCCUGGAUCAGCCCAAGAUAAUCCAAUUGUCAUUCCAGGCAAUGAAAUUGGUGUAGCCAUGCAGGAUACUAAUGUAGGCUUUGCCUAUGAUCUAAACACUGCCAUGAAGCUGGCAUCAAACACUUAUGUGUCAUUACUAGAAGAAACACAAGCCACAAAUACAUCUUCAAGAAAAAAAAGAUCUAGGACAAAGCCAGACGAAAACCCAACUGCCAAGAGGAAGUAUGUGAGAAAGAAAAGGGUGAUAUCAUCUGCUCCUUCAAUUGAAGUACCAGGAGAAUUGACUAGAGAAAAGAUGUCUGCAUCUGCCCAAACAUUAUGCACACAGUCCACAAAUUUUGAUGAAAGAGAAAGAGAAAAAACUUAUGCAGUCGAAGAAAAUUUAAGUGGACAUCCAGACAGUGAAAUUGGUGUAGUCAUGCAGGAAAUGAAUGUAAGCCUUGCCUAUGAUUUAAACACUUCGAUGAAGCAGACAUUAAAUGAAGAUAUGACAUUACCUAAGGACUCACAAGCCCCAGGUCCAUCUUCAAAAAUCAAUCUCCCUGGGAUAAAGACAAAAGAAAACCUGGCCACCAAGAGGAAGAAUGUGAGGAAAAAAGUAUUGAAUCCGUCUUCUAUUCCUUCAGAAAUGACGGGAUUGACUGACGCAGUGAUAGUUCACUCUAACAAUAUGUCAUGGAGGCCUUCAAAUCCUGACAUGGGAACUAGAGAUGUAAGGUCUGUAGGGAGAGAAAAUUUACAUUUGCACAUGGGAAAGGAAAAUGUGGUGUUAGAGGAAACAAAAGUAGGUCUCACCUGUAAUCAAGACCCUUGGAUGAAUGCAACAUUAACUAAUUGCAUGCCAUUACCUGACGGAAUGCAACAACUUGGUACAUCUCCUGGGGCUACACAUCUUAGUACAUCCAUUUCAAAAUACACCCACCUUGGGGCAAAGCUAAAUGACAACUCUGUAGCGAACAAAAACAAGGGACAGGCAACCGCUUGGGAUGGAAACAUCAGUAAUAGUCAAAGUUCAACCAUGAGGUUACAAAUGGAUGGUACAAAGAGGAAAUAUUCUGGUAACUUUAGUCAUGCAGAUGACAGCAGCAUGAAUCUGAUUGGAGCACAGUAUAAUGGAUUGUUCUCAUACCAGUCUAGCUUUUACCUUCAGUUUCCAAACAUACAGAAGAAAAGGAGAACUGAAAAGGGGAAAACUUCUGCCACGUACAACAAAUCUGUGACUGCAACAAAAGAAGUCCAACAGGCAUACCCUCAGGAAGGUGCUCCAGGACAUCCUUAUGCAUCAAGCCCUAGCUGCUGGAUUUAUGGAUCUGGAUAUAAUACAACUGCGGUCCCAGUCAUUGGUGAAUCUGCUGAAAAUUUUAUUGAUAAUACUAGACCAUUUAAUGAGUUUGUCUUGUCUUUGAAAAGGCUGGCAGAAAGGUCCCAAACCUCUAAUUGUGGUUCUGGUUCUCCUACCAGAAUUAGAAACGGUGAUACUGAACCAAAUUAUACUACAAAACAAGUAGGGAUAGCUGCCAGAGAAACAUUUGGAGAUGCAAAAAGACCUCAAACAUGCGUUGAUGCUUUACUCGCAGAUACACCUACAUCACUUCCAAAAAAGAAGCGGAAUAGAAAGAAGAAAGUCCUUUCCAGUUCAGCACAUUCUAGCACAAACGAGAUGCUACAGCACCAUAAUUUUACUUUGGGAAAUUACCCUAUGCCAGUGGGGAAGCCAUCAGAUGUUGCUUCCGAAGUACUGUGGAAGAGCAUGAGCUAUGUUGAUGCAUUAGCAUUGCAGUUUAGACGACUAAACAUAAACACAGAAGCCAGAGACCUUGCUUUUCAGCAUAAUGCACUUGUUCUGUAUAAACAGCAAAAUCAAAAGCAAAACAGCCUUAUCUGUGGAGAUGGGACCAUUGUUCCCCUUCAAAUCAAGAAACAGCAGCUACGACCAAAGGUUGACCUUGAUGAUGAGACUGAUAGAGUCUGGAAGCUUUUGUUGCUUGAUAUAAACAGUCCUGGAAUUGAUGGAACAGAUGAAGAUAAGGCCAAAUGGUGGGAAGAAGAGCGGAAUGUGUUCCGAGGACGAGCAGACUCAUUUAUUGCACGGAUGCAUCUUGUACAAGGAGACAGACGAUUUUCUCGAUGGAAAGGAUCAGUUGUGGAUUCAGUGGUUGGAGUUUUCCUCACCCAGAAUGUCUCUGACCAUCUUUCCAGCUCUGCAUUCAUGUCCCUUGCUGCUCGAUUUCCUAAAAAUUUAAGCAGCAUGUGCAAAGAACACCAGGACGAAGACACAGGGCUGGAACCACAAGUGCGUGUAGUGGAACCAGAAGAAGGGACUGAAUGGAAUGUAAAAUUAUUGAAUCAAUCUGUUAAUGACCAGAGUUCUUUGACAACAGAUAUAGUUGAGCGUUCUGCAGAAAAAGAAGCCAUCAACAGCAAUGAUUCCUGUGGAACGACCAGCAGUGUAAUUAGUUUGUCAGAUGAAUCAAACUCCAGAUUGUCAGUAUCAUCUCAACAAAAUAUUAAGGAACACUGUAGUCCAAUGGGAAGUGGACUAUAUUGUUCCACAAUUGAGGAAGGAGAAGAAAAAUCAUGUAAUGGUGAUAGGAAAGAGUUCAUUGACAUAGUUUCAUCCCAAGGCUCUGUCAUUUCAUCCCAAAUUUCUGGAGAUUUUUCAAAUGAUCAAAAUCCUGAGAAAAUUGGAUCAUGUUCAGAUAGCAACUCGGAAGUAGAAGUUCUAUCGAAAACAGCAAAGUACAACCAUUUUGAUAGUAACACCUCUUUCAGUAAACUCCUUGAAAUGGUUAGUUCAACCAAGUUUUAUGAAGAUAACAAUCAGAAAAGCAAAUCAAAUCUGAACUUAAGAGAUGCAUAUGAUCAACCUUUAUGCAGGCAGCAUGACAACCCAAAAGAAAGCUUGCAAAAAUCAAGUGUUACUCAAGGCUCUUCAGAAGCAUCCAUCAACCUCUCCCAUGACUGCUUUGAUCCUUUCGAAACCAAAUCAUCAAGUGACUUGAUGAAAAGGGAUGAAAAUGGUAUGAACAGAUCUAGUUCACAAACAACAGAACCUGCCAGCCAAGUUGCAAUUACUCUUUCUCAAACUAUGGUGUCUCAAGUCCAUCCUCAGGAACAAAGCAAUCACCAGCAGCAAAGCUUUUUCAAUUUCAACAGCCAUGGACAAACUCAAGAUCUUAUGCAGAAAGAAAGAGGAUCAGAUCUUGGCAAGCACAAAAAUGCCACGAAUGGAACCAAUGAGAUAAGUUCUGCCCCAAUAAAAACAAAGAGCAAGGGUCAAGGAAAAGAUCAAAAGGAUGAUUUUAACUGGGAUAGUUUAAGAAUAGAAGCACAAGCUAAGGCUGGGAAAAGAGAAAAGACACAAAACACCAUGGAUUCUUUGGAUUGGGAUGCUGUGAGAUGUGUAGAUGUCAAUGAAAUUGCCCAGACCAUCAAAGAACGGGGUAUGAACAACAGGCUUGCAGAACGGAUUCAGAAUUUCCUGAAUCGACUGGUUGAAGAACAUGGAAGCAUUGACCUUGAAUGGCUAAGAGACGUUCCACCAGACAAAGCAAAAGAAUACUUGCUCAGUGUAAAAGGAUUGGGAUUGAAAAGUGUGGAAUGUGUGCGGCUUUUAACACUGCAUCAUCUUGCCUUCCCGGUAGACACAAAUGUUGGACGAAUAGCAGUUCGACUGGGGUGGGUACCUCUGCAGCCACUACCUGAAUCACUGCAGUUGCAUCUCCUGGAAUUGUACCCAGUGUUGGAAUCAAUACAGAAAUACCUCUGGCCCCGACUGUGCAAGCUAGAUCAAAAAACACUAUAUGAGCUACAUUAUCAGAUGAUUACAUUUGGAAAGGUGUUCUGUACAAAAAGCAAACCAAAUUGUAAUGCAUGCCCAAUGAGAGGAGAAUGUAGACAUUUUGCAAGUGCAUUUGCAAGUGCAAGGCUUGCACUGCCUGGACCAGAGCAGAAGAGUAUAGUUAGCAUAGCUGGAAAUAGUGUGAUUGACCAGAAGCCAUCUGAAAUCAUCAGUCAGUUUCACUUGCCUCCCCCUGAGAACACAACCCAAGGAGAAGAAAUUCAACUAACAGAAGUGUGCAGGACAUUGGAAUCAAUAUCAGAGAUGAAUAUUUGUCACCCUAUCAUUGAAGAGCCAACAACUCCAGAGCCAGAAUGCUCCAAUGUAUCACAAACUGAUAUAGAGGAUGCUUUCUAUGAGGAUUCAUGUGAAAUUCCUACCAUCAAGCUUAACAUAGAAGAGUUCACUCUGAAUUUACAAAAUUACAUGCAAGAAAAGAUGGAACUUCAAGAAGGUGAAAUGUCAAAGGCAUUGAUUGCUUUGAAUCCAGAAGCUGCUUCAAUUCCUAUGCCCAAGCUAAAGAAUGUGAGCCGAUUACGAACAGAGCACUGUGUUUAUGAACUCCCAGAUACACAUGCUCUUCUGCAAGGGUGGGACACACGAGAGCCUGAUGACCCAGGGAAAUACCUUCUUGCCAUAUGGACUCCAGGUGAAACAGCAAAUUCUAUACAGCCACCAGAAAGCAAAUGCAGCUCCCGAGAAGAAUAUGGCCAACUCUGUAAUGAAAAGGAAUGUUUUUCAUGCAACAGUUUCCGAGAAGCUAAUUCACAGAUAGUUAGAGGGACACUCCUGAUACCAUGUCGAACAGCUAUGCGGGGAAGUUUUCCACUGAAUGGCACCUAUUUCCAGGUCAAUGAGGUAUUUGCUGAUCAUGAGUCCAGUCUUAACCCAAUCAGUGUGCCCCGAAGUUGGAUCUGGAACCUAAAUAGACGAACAGUAUAUUUUGGAACCUCCGUACCAACAAUAUUUAAAGGUUUAACAACUCAAGAAAUUCAACAAUGCUUUUGGAGAGGUUAUGUCUGCGUGCGGGGAUUUGACAGGGAAACACGAGCACCCCGUCCUCUGAUGGCUAGACUACAUUUCCCAGCUAGCAAGUUGGCUAAGACCAAAGAGAAGACAGAAAAGGGAUCGAGUUCCGCAAAAUCACGAGGAAUGAAAUCAAAUGUAGAACAGCCGGAAUUGAUUUCUAACAGUAGCAACUUUUAAUUGAGGGGAAGAAACUGCAGACAAAUCAGUAUUACGCACCCGUAGUGUGUUGACCGGUAGCAUGUAUAAAAUGACGAAGUCAUUAUUUAAUUUAACUUUGAGUUCUUUCUAUCGUGCUCAGAGACUGAGCAGUUUUUCCAUAUUAGGACCCCAAUAAUGUACUAGUGGUAGCACUUAGGCUCUAGUUUCUUGUUUCCAGAAAAAAGAAACACAUGAUGUGGAUUGUGAGCCAUGUAAUGUUAUUAUAUGAGAUUAACUGGGAUACUUGCGUAACAGCAAAGUACCUUCUACCCAAACUACUGCUUAAACUUACGAAUUCUAGAUUUCAGUGUCAUGCCCCUCUCUUCACCAGCGCAGCGCGUACUUAAUCAGAUUAUAACGUGAGCUCUAUUAUAUGGAUUAAUAGAAGGUGCCCAGUUAUAUGGAUUAA